Molecule: messenger RNA, 2469 nt
Organism: Drosophila santomea
Lineage: Eukaryota; Metazoa; Arthropoda; Insecta; Diptera; Drosophilidae
Gene: shd
Product: ecdysone 20-monooxygenase
Exons: 7
Coding region: 467-2095 (542 amino acids)
Molecular function (GO): heme binding; iron ion binding; oxidoreductase activity, acting on paired donors, with incorporation or reduction of molecular oxygen
Source: RefSeq, a predicted model, not a curated record
GUCGCAGUUGUCGCAACCAAGAGACGCGGAGGAGAUCUGAGAUCGGAGAUCGCAGAUCUGGGAUUCGGUAGCGGGCUCGGUCAAUCCGGAGUAUAGUAGUGCGUCCCUGGCCACGGUUUAAAUAUAUUAUUGUGUUUACCGUAACUACUUUACUAGAACAUUAAACGCAUCAUACACGACCAACUAAACAAUAGAGUCCAAGAGUGCAAUUUCUGUCUGUGAUUAGAAGUUUCUAUUGUUUUCCCCGCACCAGAAACUACGAUUAUCGAAAGCUUUAAAUAAUAGCAACAUUCAAUGUGCAAUGUAACGUGCGAAGUGAUGCAACAUUUAAAUAUCUGUAAAAAAUUGGCAAAUUGGACAGCGAAGCAUUUCAAAUGACAAUGCCACCUAAAAUUUCUACAAGUCGGAUCUAGCCUGCUGUGGAUACAAACUAAUUGGAUUUCAGAGAACCAUUUAAGUGCGCCCCAUGGUAAUGGCCGUGAUACUCUUGCUGGCCCUGGCACUCGUACUCGGCUGCUACUGCGCUCUCCAUCGGCACAAACUGGCUGAUAUCUACCUCCGGCCGCUGCUGAAGAACACGCUCCUGGAGGACUUCUACCAUGCCGAGCUGAUCCAGCCGGAGGCGCCAAAGAGGCGAAGGCGCGGCAUCUGGGACAUUCCCGGGCCAAAGAGGAUUCCCUUCCUGGGCACCAAGUGGAUAUUCCUGCUCUUCUUUCGCCGCUACAAGAUGACCAAGCUGCACGAGGUAUAUGCGGAUCUGAACAGACAAUAUGGCGACAUAGUGCUGGAGGUGAUGCCCUCCAAUGUGCCCAUAGUGCACCUGUACAAUCGCGAGGAUCUGGAGAAGGUGCUGAAGUACCCCAGCAAAUACCCAUUCCGACCUCCCACCGAGAUCAUCGUGAUGUACCGUCAAUCCCGACCGGAUCGCUAUGCGAGUGUGGGAAUUGUGAACGAGCAGGGACCAAUGUGGCAGCGCCUGCGAUCCUCCCUGACCUCCAGCAUUACUUCUCCCAGGGUCCUGCAGAACUUCCUGCCAGCGCUGAAUGCGGUGUGUGAUGAUUUUAUCGAACUACUGCGAGCUAGGCGGGAUCCGGAUACACUGGUGGUGGCCAAUUUCGAGGAGCUGGCCAAUCUGAUGGGUCUGGAAGCUGUGUGCACCUUGAUGUUGGGCAGAAGGAUGGGUUUUCUGGCUGUCGAUACCAAGCAGCCGCAAAAGAUCAGCCAACUGGCAGCGGCAGUGAAACAGCUUUUCAUCUCCCAAAGGGACUCGUACUACGGUCUGGGUCUGUGGAAAUACUUUCCCACCAAAACCUACAGGGACUUUGCCCGCGCCGAGGACUUGAUCUAUGAUGUGAUCUCCGAGAUCAUCGAUCAUGAGCUGGAGGAGCUCAAGAAGUCGGCUGCCUGCGAGGAUGACGAGGCUGCUGGAUUACGGAGUAUCUUUCUCAACAUUCUGGAGCUUAAGGAUCUGGAUAUCAGGGACAAAAAGUCGGCUAUCAUAGACUUUAUUGCCGCAGGCAUAGAAACGUUAGCUAACACUUUGUUGUUUGUGCUGAGUUCGGUUACCGGAGAUCCUGGGGCCAUGCCCCGCAUCUUGAGUGAAUUCUGCGAGUAUCGGGACACGAAUAUCCUGCAGGAUGCCCUAACGAAUGCCACAUACACAAAGGCCUGCAUACAGGAGUCCUACAGACUGAGGCCCACAGCCUUUUGCCUGGCCAGGAUUCUGGAGGAGGACAUGGAGCUAUCGGGCUACUCGCUCAAUGCAGGCACCGUGGUGCUUUGUCAAAACAUGAUAGCCUGCCACAAGGACAGCAACUUCCAAGGAGCCAAGCAGUUCAGCCCAGAGCGUUGGAUUGAUCCUGCCACGGAGAAUUUCACGGUGAACGUGGACAAUGCCAGUAUUGUGGUGCCCUUCGGAGUGGGUCGGCGAUCGUGUCCAGGAAAGCGGUUUGUGGAAAUGGAGGUGGUGCUGCUGCUAGCAAAGAUGGUCCUAGCCUUUGAUGUGAGCUUUGUGAAACCGCUGGAAACGGAGUUCGAGUUCCUGCUGGCACCCAAAACUCCACUCAGUCUUAGACUCAGCGAUCGGGUUUUCUGAAAAUGGGUGCUGCGGAAAACUGAUCCCCCAACAGUGCCUACCCUCAGGCGUCUUGUAUCAAAUACAACUAGAAUAGCUAAGAACUGAACCAUUAAGUAAAAUUAAUGUAAAAUAUGCUUAGGUUUCUACACAUAUCUGAAUGCAUAUUAAUAUAUGCAUAUCCUUUAUCCCUGAUGAGCCAGCAUCAGCAGCCUAGUCCUGUGAAGCAAUCAAAAAAGAGCUAAACCAAUUAAAAUAAUUUUACAAUUUUAUGCUGACUGGAUGUAAAGUAGAUUAAGUUGUAUAUACAAACGGCAUGUUUUGUUGUAAUUACUUCUUAAUUUUAUUAUUAGUCUUAGCAAAUAACUAGCAGCAAUUGUUUUUGAGAGUUCUGU